This is a messenger RNA of Zootoca vivipara (common lizard), 1790 nucleotides long. RefSeq names its product transmembrane protein 53 (gene TMEM53). The record is from RefSeq and is a predicted model, not a curated record. NCBI's taxonomy places the organism in Eukaryota, Metazoa, Chordata, Lepidosauria, Squamata, Lacertidae.
CGGUUGCUAAGGCCGCUGCGUUGCUAAGCAGCAUCCCGGUUACAGGCGAAGUGGGGGUCACGGAGCGGCCGCGCUCUCUCGCCUGCUGCUCCUGAUUCGUCAGACGAGUCGAAGAGGGCGGCCAUUUCCGGUGGGGCUGAGGCGGAAGCGGCAGUUCUGAGGUAGCCGCCGUAGGGAUGGGGUCCAAGGAGUUGGGGUGCGUAGUGGAGCUGCCCCCGACCCCGUGGGAGAGAAAUGCUGAUUCCGGUGCUGCAAAGAGAAGUAAAGGCAAUCUGCCCGUGGUGAUACUGCUUGGGUGGGCUGGCUGCAAGGAUAGGUACCUGCAGAAAUACAGCACCAUCUACCUUCAGGAAGGAUGUGUAGUGAUCCGCUAUACGGCUCCUUGGAGAUUGAUUUUCUUUUCAGAAUCCUUUGGUAUAAAUUCCCUGCAGAACUUGGCAAAGAAGCUGCUGGAGCUCCUCUUUGACUACAAAGUAGAGACGAAGCCCCUGCUCUUUCAUGUCUUCAGCAAUGGAGGUGUCAUGCUGUACCGCUACAUUGUGGAACUUCUUCACACUCACAAGCAGUUCCAGCAUCUAAGGGUGGUGGGUACUGUGUUUGACAGUGCUCCUGGCAGGAAGAACCUGAGGGGUGCGCUUGGUGCCCUCUCAGUUGUCCUAUCGUCAUACAAUGUAUGUGUUAAGUAUGCCCUUUUACUGACAUUUGCAGUUCUGGUGGUGACAUGGCGGAUGGUACUGUAUCCUGUGACCCGCUUUGUACAUGAGAGCCACUAUGAUGCCAUGUUGAAGCAACUCUCUAGAUGGCCUGAGCUAUACCUCUACUCCAAGGUGGAUUCUGUUAUUCAAGCAAGUGAUGUGGAGAAUAUGAUAGAGGCUCGGAAGCAGCAUCAGGUUCUUGUUAAGGCUGUGGACUUUGUGGACACUGAUCAUGUCAACCACCUGCGAGCAUAUCCCACCUUAUACACAACUCAUUGUACCUCCUUUAUGUACAAUUGCAUUGGGAGCACUUAGGCUCACUCAGUGGCUGAUGCGAAGGUAUUAGUUUCUGCCUGUUCUCCCACUAAUAUUCUUAUACUCUAAACUGUUCAUCAUUGCUUUUGAUAAAAUUCUGUUACUGCCUCUCACUGAUGCAAGCCAAAGCAUUUCUCAGAACCUGAAUGUCUGAAAUUGUCAUAUAACUGAGUAGCAGAGAGUGGGACUAUAGGAUAAAUGUGAGCGAACCCACACUGAUGCAUUUUGCAAUAUAUUCAUUCUUCUUGAUUUUGGCUCAUGGGCUUUGGAAAGUACUCUGUAAUACACACGUUUGGUAUACAGUGGACCCUCCGGAUACGAACUUAAUUCGUUCCAAGGGUCCUUAUGUACCCCGAAAAGUCUGCAACAUGAGGCGCCGCUUCUGCACACAUGCGUGGUGCGAUAGAGCGCUUCUGCAUGCGGUGCGCAGAGCACUUCUGUGCAUACACGAAGCGCACAGAGUAUUUUUUUGUGCAUGUGCAGCGAAGUCCCGGAAGUGUACACUUCCGAGUUUGCCACAUUCGGAACCCAAAAGUUACGUUACCCGAAGGUAACGUAACCCAAGGAAGGGUCCACUGUAUUUUAUCCUGCUUCUCCUGAUCAUGGGUAUUUUAGCAAGGACCUAAACAGGGUGCUGAAGCCCGUCCCUAACUAUUUGAAAUCUUAUACAGUAUAGCUUCCUGUUUGGUUUCUGAGAUUUUAGUAAGCACUGGCUCUCAAAUGUACCUGUGGCUGAUAAUAAAUUCUGUGUUUUGAUGUAUGUGGAAUUUAAAUGUAAAA